Messenger RNA from Rhodamnia argentea, 1156 nucleotides. RefSeq lists its product as uncharacterized. Lineage: Eukaryota; Viridiplantae; Streptophyta; Magnoliopsida; Myrtales; Myrtaceae. Gene Ontology annotation, cellular component: plasma membrane. The transcript has 2 exons. The record is from RefSeq and is a predicted model, not a curated record. Bases 286 to 891 code for a protein of 201 amino acids.
UGAAUUGGGGAUUAAGUAGUGGAUGCAAGUUUGGUAUUUUCCCUUCCCUUGUCCCCUCAUAAAGCUUCCUACUCCUAGGAAGAUUCCUAGAUGCAGCAAAAACUUCUCAUCCCACAUCACAGAAAGAUACCAACUUGAACUUCCCUCUUCCUUUCCCAUCACCCUUCAAACACUUAGAAAUUAUCUUGGAAAAAAGAAGGGAAAAACACCCUCUUUGUGCUCGGCCCUCAUGUUGUCUCUCUCGAGGCAAAAAUCCAAUCCACUCAUCCUGUUAUUCCCUCUAACAUGAAGGGGCAAAAGAACUGGGUCCGAGAGAAGCAUACCCACCCGCUCAUCUGGUGCGCGGCCAUCAUCUGCGCCAUCCUCUCGGUGGCCGUGAUCAUCGCAGGCAUCGCCGUGUUCGUCGGCUACGUCAUCGUCCACCCCCGGGUGCCCUUCAUCAGCGUCGUCGGCGGGAACCUCGAUGUCUUCCAGGUCGACCCGGCCGGGGUCCUGGUGUCCCAGGUGACCAUCGACAUCAAGGCCGAGAACGACAACGCCAGGGCCCAUGCGAGCUUCCAGAAUUUGGACUUGGUGCUCAGCUUCGGCGGGCAGGACGUGGCGGAGCUCCGCGCCGACCCGUUCGACGUGAGGAAGAACACCUCCACGAUAUUCCACUACGUCGUGCAGUCGUCCCCGAUCCCGCUCGACCCGGGGCAGACAGAUGCCGUCAGCGAGUCGCUGAGGCGGAACGAGGUCACGUUCAAUCUGAAGGGCAGUGCCAGGGCUCGGUGGAGGGUGGGGUUCCUGGGCUCGCUCAAGUAUUGGUGUCACCUAGACUGUCACCUCCAGUUCCACCCUCUAAACCAGACUUUGACAAACGCCAAACGUUGCAGUUCAAGAGGCAAAUGAGAGGGAAAACAUUCACAAUCACCGGCCGACAAGUCUCAUGCGAACUUUAAAUAACGUGAUCAAGCGGCUCAUCCGAUGCCGAUAUUUACGAACCCGACCCAUGCAAGUAUGUCUCCAUUUUCUGGACUUGUUACCCAUGAUAUCUCUUGACUGAUAUACGCUCCACGCCUUUAAUUCUAGGCUUAAGAGUGACAAAGCUGUAAUUUUUCAUUCCAGAGUAAUAAAGCUGCUAGAGCUAUAGGACCACUUCGUCUCUCUUUCUUAA